CUCAAACCGGAAAACUACACCCAUCGUUAAAAAACAAAAAUGGCCAAAACCGUUUGACGUUUGUUUGUGCAUUGCUAUUCAUAGAUCGUUCUAGAUCUAGAGUCUAGAUCCAAAUCCAGUAAUAAGGUAGACUUGUAUUGUCAUCAAAGUGAAACGUAUCUGGAAAGUUUGAACAGAAUUGCUGCAUCAGAAUUCGGUCAAAAUUGAGUUACAAGAUUUGCCACAAACCCACAAAAAACAGACGUUGUGAAGUAAAUAAAACUUGUAAAACAAAGAAAUGGCUUUCAAAAGUGAAUUUUAUGGUGGUUCAACACUACUCACCCCUUUGGCAACUGCUACGGGAUUACCAAUUGACCAGAUUAACUUUCUAGUUUGUCAACUUUUGGCUUUAAUUUUGGCCUUUCCUUUCCGAAGUCUGUUUUCACCAGAGAAAGUUGGAGCUAAUACCAGACAUGUUGUUGAGACUCUUGUUGGUGUUAUUCUUACAGUAUUUUGCUUUGGAAUGCAAAUUUGGCAUCUUAUGGCUCAGUCAUUGGUGAGCUAUGUUUUUCUAGCCUAUGGUGGUAAAAAACACAGUCACACUUUCGUGUUUUUGUUCUCAAUGCUUUACCUAUCAAUCUGUCACAUUUAUAGACAAGUGUAUGACUAUGGAGGCUACACUUUGGAUAUAACAGGCCCACUUAUGAUUCAGACCCAGAAACUUACUAGUUUGGCUUUUGCUUUGCAUGAUGGAAGGUUUAAGGAUCAAGCUGUUCUUUCCAAUGAUCAGAAGGAACAAGCUGUAAAAAAACUGCCAAAUCUCCUCCAGUUUCUUAGCUACAUGUUUUAUUUUCAUGGCAUUAUGGUUGGGCCAUUGACAUUUUAUAAUGACUACUUAGCAUUCAUUGAUGGCUCAAGUUUUUCUAAACCUGUUAACAGUAAUGAAUGUGGCACUUUGAAACAUCCAGCAACAGAUUUGAAUAAGCUGGUGUUGAAAAAGUUGAUAAUAACAACAGCCUGUGGUAUGGGAAUGAUAAUACUUCCAAGUAUAUGUUUUCCACCUGAAAUAAUAAACACACCAGAAUAUUACAAUAUGACUUUUUUAAGUAGAAUGCUUUAUGUAUUGGGUGUCAUGACAAUUGCAAAGCACAAAUACUACUUUGCUUGGAAGCUGGCUGAUGCUGUAAAUAAUGCUGCUGGUUUUGGGUUUAGUGCUUAUGAUUCACUGGGAAAUCCCAAGUGGGAUCUUACGGACAAUGUUGAUAUUAGAGGUGUUGAGCUUUCUACUAGCCUUAAAAUUAAUAUUGAAAGCUGGAACAAAAAAACAACUAUAUGGCUGCGACGUGUAGUUUAUGAUCGGGCACCUUUUGCUAACACACUUGCAGUGUUUGCUUGCAGUGCUUUUUGGCAUGGAUUUUAUCCAGGAUACUAUGUAACAUUUGGUACUGGAGCAUUGAUGACAGUUGCUGCUAGACAGGUUCGCCGACAUAUUCGUCCAUGGUUUCAACAAUCCCAAACUCAUAUCUUUGUGUAUGAAGCAAUUACUUUUAUUGCAACUCGAUUAGCCAACUGCUACAUUUGCUUCCCUUUUCUGGUUUUGGAGUUCUAUGCAUGCUUUAAUAUGUAUAGAUCCCUUUACUUCUACUACCACAUUGCCACCAGUUUGAGUUUUCUGUUCUUUUCAUUCUCCCUGGAUCUAAACAAAAAAGGAAUAAUAAAAAGAAAUGACUCUACAAACUAUAUAAAUAAACCAAACCAUGUGAUUUCAUCAAAAAGUACAAGUUUAACUGAAUCAAAACAAAGUAAUAGUUCAAUUGGAAGUGAUGUAAAGAGUGAAUAAAUGUAAAAAAGAAUGUUUCUUUUAAAAGCUGCAAUGUUAAAUGCAUUUAUCAUUUUUUUUAAGUUACACAAUGACUUGUGUUUUUAUUAAAGGUUUGUUUUAAGAUUUUAAAGAUAGAUUUUAAAAACAUUACGGGUAACUAACUUUUAGAAAUGAGGUUUGUCAUUGUUAGAUAAACCCAGACUAGUUGUUCUUUAUAAAAAAAAUUAAUUAAAAAACAUUUUGCACACACAUACAUACCCUAACACAUGGGUUCCCAAACUUUUUUGCCGGGGACCCCCUUUUAUAAAAUGUAUGUGACCCGCUACCCCCAUAGAAUUUGUAAGGAACUUCAUAAACAACAAAAAGUUUUCUAAUAUAAUUUUAAUUUAAAUUAUUUUUGAUAACUAUUUUAAUGCUAUUGAUGAAAUUACAUGCUAUUUACUAGCCUCAAAAUUCAUGUUGACAAAAGAACUCCAUUUCCUUUUUGGUGUGUUCUGAAACACUUUUCUCAUAGACUCAUGACUGAGAACAACUUUGCACAGUAUACUUUGUGGCUUCUCUAUUCAAUUAUUAGAAUUUAGUGUUUGGUUUAGUCUACCAGUUGGCGAUACCCCCCCCCCCCCCCUAGAAAGCCCUUCGUGACCCCGUUUGGGAAUGCAUGCCCUAACAUAAUUAACUGCAAUCUGCAGUGUUACAUUGUUUAAAAUACUAUUUCUGGACAUAAAAUAUUAUCUGAAGUGUUAUACAUUUUUAUGUUUUAUUAAACAGUUGCCUACUACAGACAUGAAAUAAGUUGCACUGGAUAUUUUGUAAACCAGAUUAUCAUCUUGUAUUUUUUUUAUUUUAAAGCAAAUGAUUUGGUGUGUAGAUUAUUCUAAUGCAUAUUUAAGUUAGUAUAGCUUUCACUAAUAGAUUAAUACCACAAUAAGGGAUUGUGCACAUAUUAUACAACACAAACUUUUUUUCAUAUAUUGACCCACCUUCUACUUCUACCCAAUUUGAUUUUACAAAACCUUUCACGCUGGUUGCUGUUUGUGGGGAUUGCACUCCAAUAAUGGUUCCACGAAGGAGAAACACUAAAGCUGCUUGGUAGAUGUAUAGCUAUUUUUUAUUUCCACAAGUAACACACAAACAUACCACAUCCCUAAGAUCUGUUUUCCCAGGCCUGGAUUCCAUCAUAUGAAAGUCUGUCAUGGAGGGUAUCUGUCCAGGUCACAACAAUUUCCACAGAUCACCACUUGUGUUGCAACAUACAAUCUUUACAGCAAAAACUGAUCUUUAUUUUUUUAAUUAUAUGUCCAUUAAUUUUAGAGAUAACAGUUUUUUAUCAUAACUAAAAUAAUUGCAAGUGUAUACCCAGUGUCAACAAAUUAAUCCAACCAUUCAAAAUACAAGAAAUUUCAUACAUUUAAGAAUGAAGAAAAUCCAAUUUAAAGGCAUAUUGCUCUAUGCUACUGGAAAAAAACAGUUUAAUAAAACAUUUGUGUUUUCUUAUUUAAUGUAAGUUUAUAAUAGGUGCACAAUAUCUAAUCUUGUCUUCAGAUGAAUAUACAAUGAAGACUUUCAACUAACAGUAACAAAUUAUUAUGAUGUAUGGUUUUGUCUGUCAUAAUUGAUAUGUGUGUAGAAGUGACAGUAUAAAUUAUUGCUUUGAAUCAUGUUAGGAUAAUCUGUAUAAAAAUACGAUUAUCUUUUUUUUUAUCACUUCAUUGUAUAUUUUUUUUACAUUGAAGAUGGCAUUGUUAAAAAAUCAGAACUUACAAGAGCCAUUGCCAUACAAAAGAAACAAAUCAUCAGACCAGCAUUAAUUUUUUUUUUUUUUUGCAUUACCCAGUGUUUAACUGUUAUAACAAUUAAAAAAAAUUGUCAUCAAUUUUCAUGACGGAAAGUCUUAGAAAUUAAUGUAUGAAGAUAUUAUAAAAACAAAAAGCCUCUGGUAAUACUAUGUUAAUGUUAAGAAGAACCAGUAAAUUAUGAAUAACAGUGAUGUAAUUGUAUUAAAUAAUACAAAAGUACAAUGAAAAUGUUUUGUCAGUUAGUUUAAUUAAAAUUAACCUGUGUUGGUUAUUAUGAUGCAUUUUAAAUUUGUGAAGAUUAUAAAAUAUUUCAUAUUCAUUAUAAUGCUGAAAUAAUUUUAUUGUGCAUAAAAUAUGUACAAAAAUUGUAUUACAUUUAGAUUUAAUGAAUUUGAUGAACUUUUUUUUUUGUUAAAUAGUUUGAUGGUUAUUCCUUAUGUUAAGUAAUAAAACUUUUGACAUACAAAUUUA
This is a messenger RNA of Physella acuta, 4068 nucleotides long. Its product is annotated as lysophospholipid acyltransferase 2. Gene Ontology annotation, molecular function: acyltransferase activity. NCBI's taxonomy places the organism in Eukaryota, Metazoa, Mollusca, Gastropoda, Physidae. Gene Ontology annotation, cellular component: membrane. The record is from RefSeq and is a predicted model, not a curated record. Gene Ontology annotation, biological process: lipid modification.